This is a messenger RNA of Trachemys scripta elegans, 2269 nucleotides long. RefSeq names its product four and a half LIM domains 5 (gene FHL5). The coding region runs from base 446 to 1282 and encodes 278 amino acids. Gene Ontology annotation, biological process: positive regulation of transcription by RNA polymerase II. NCBI's taxonomy places the organism in Eukaryota, Metazoa, Chordata, Testudines, Emydidae. Gene Ontology annotation, molecular function: transcription coactivator activity. The transcript has 6 exons. The record is from RefSeq and is a predicted model, not a curated record. Gene Ontology annotation, cellular component: Z disc; nucleus.
UGGGCACAAAAAAUCUGAGGAUGAACAUGUUCAGUCUCUUUCCCCUUCGCUCCUCCACAUACUGAUUUUUACUAAAGCUCCUAAUUCUUUCUGGCUAGAUCUUUGAAGCUCUGUCUCUCAAAAGCUCCUUUAAGGACCUCCUAUAUGGUAUGUUUUUGUCUAUCAUUUGUAAACACAAUACGACAAAGAAUGAUUUUGGUUCGGUGACAAGGGAACCAGCUAUUUGCAUGUCAUGAGGUCUAAGGGAAACAAACUGACCCUCAGCCUUCUUCUGCAGAGCCAAAAUCUGAUGGGACCCUCAAAUAGCUCUGGCAUGCUAUUCUGUUUAUUUUGGAUUUAAUGACUGCUUAUUUCUGUGAAAGCUAAUCUAAUUAUUUUCUCCCUUUAUUUUGCUACACAAGUCAUAAGAAGCAGCAGCUUGAAACCAAAUCUGAAGAACCAAAAGAUGACAAGUAAUCACUGCCAUUACUGCAUGGAAUCCCUUCUUGGCAGGAGGUAUGCAUUUAGAGAGGAGAAUUCUUACUGUGUUACAUGUUAUGAUGGCCUAUUUGCUAACUCCUGUGAAGAAUGCAAGAGGCCCAUUGAAUGUGAUGCCAAGGAUCUAGCCUAUAAAGGCCGCCACUGGCAUGAAGCGUGCUUCAAGUGUGCCAAAUGCAAUCACUCUUUGGUGGAAAAGCCUUUUGCUGCCAAGGAUGAGCUCUUGCUGUGUACUCAGUGUUAUUCUAAUGAGUAUUCAUCAAAGUGCUUCCACUGUCAGAAGGCCAUUAUGCCUGGUUCUCGUAAAAUGGAAUUUAAAGGAAGUUGCUGGCAUGAAGCCUGUUUUGUUUGUCAAUACUGCCGGCAACCAUUAGGAACAAAGCCUUUGAUUACCAAAGACAAUGAGAAUUAUUGUGUGCCAUGUUUUGAGAAGCAGUUUGCUCACCACUGCUACUCCUGCAAGAAGAUGAUAACUACUGGUGGAGUGACCUACCACGACCAGCCAUGGCACAAAGAAUGCUUUCUGUGUGCUGGAUGUAAGAAGCAGCUGUCUGGGCAGAAGUUUAUUUCCAAAGAUGACCAUCCAUACUGCCUAGACUGCUUCAGAAAGCUUUAUGCAAAGAAGUGUGCAGCCUGCAACAAACCCAUUACUGCUCUUGGAGGUGCCAAAUUUAUCUCAUUUGAAGAGCGCCAGUGGCACAGUGACUGCUUUAAUUGUGUAAAAUGUUCCAUUUCGCUGGUGGGACAAGGAUUCCUCACCCAGCAAGAUGACAUCCUCUGUCGCGAAUGUGGUUCGGCUGCAUAGUUAGAGAGAGACACGUUAUUCUUGCAUGCUGUAACCAAGUACUUCCUUACCCUGCAGUCAGAAAUUCAUUUAAAGGCCAUAAGAGUUAUUUAGUCAUUCAAGUUGCUUUCCACCAGCAGUUCAAUUCUAUCACAGUGCUCAGCUGCUACAUGCAUGCCUUAUAUCUUGUAAAAAGAUUUUUACACAGUUCUGGUUAAGAAAACAUUUCCAAAGAAAUUUCUAUAUAUAUUUUAAUGGAAAUACAGUAUGUUUGUCCUUGUAAAACAGUGCACUCUGCUGUUGGGAGCUUUAGAAUUUUAUAUUAUAUAAUCCAAGAACGACUAUGAAAAAUCUGUAUUUGGAAGACAUAAUAGAUGACCUCCUUGAAGAAAACUUAUACCAGUACUCUACUGAUGCAGACACUCAGGUGGAAAGUGGUGGUGCAUUCCCCGCUGGGCCACAAUAUUUAAUCUGAACAAUGUCCCCCCUUCUCUCUGUACCUCAAGGCUGCUGGGCAGACAAAGAAGGCUGCCGGCAAAGCAGUCAUUUCGCUAUGUGCAGAAGGUAGGGGGUUGUUGUACAGAAAGGAAAGACUUCUACCACUCCAGAGGGGGUGCUACUUCUCUGCCUUGUAAGACAGAAAGGAGUAGGAGAAAUAGAUGCCCACCAGCAGAGAGAGUCAAGAGUCCACUCCAUGGCCAGGAGGGUCAGGUGAGGGGACAGAAGGCCAUUUCCUCCAUAAUUUACACCACUGAAUACACUAUAGGGCAAUUAAAAAGCUGUAUAAUCUUUGCUCCAAGUUGUAAGUCAGAAUUCCUUUGCACCGCUCUGUGCUUAAUCAAUGACCCACUCACUUUUUCCAAUUUUCUGAGUCUCAGUAUAAUGAAUGCUAACUAAGCAGUUUGCAAAAAUGUGGGGCUUAGCCAAGCAAUUAAUUGUGUGUCCAAAGUUUCAGGUGCAUAUUCGUAGAAGGUUUUUGGAAAAAGUGUCUGUAAAUGACAUUUUCAU